CGUUGACUCCAAUCCAACUCCUCUCGAAGCAUUAAAUGGUGCUUUGCCAGUGAAUUAUAUUUCUAUUUUGGGGGUGUAUUUUUACGGUCUCUCCUAUGAGGAAAAUUACAAGAACACGCUCAAAUUCACCUCCAAUUCAUGUGCACAUCAAUGACACCGUGCCAGUACACGUGCACCUGGAAAGCCAGAGGAGUCCUGGCAGGUCACCUCAGGGGAAGACUGCAGUCAACAAAGCAGACCUUCGUCCCACGGCUAAAGUCAAAACUCGAGGUCUGGGGAUCACGCCAGGAAAGACCUCCAUACGUGAUGCUACAUAUAAGUGGGAGGGGCCAACGCACAACCUUGAGAUCACACCACCGCAACCAGAGCCUGAAAGCUCGCAGUCUGCGCUUCAGUUAGCUGACCUUGCAUCAGAGGAGGAAGAAGGCCUACAUGGACAAAUCAGCCAGUACACGAGGAAGAUUGACAACUUAUUGACUGAAGUCAGCUCGCUGAAAAAUGAGGUAGAAAUGCAAAAGAGGGAACGGCUGCUAGAGCGUCAGUCGAAGCAGCUGAGCGUGUCCCAGCGGGUGAUCGCUGAGCAGGAAGAGGAGCUGGCUGAGGUGACCAAAGAGCUGGAGGAGACGGAGAAGGAAAACACCAGGUUACGGCUUUCCAUGGAGAAGAUGCUGGAGGAGAAUGACUGUAACAGGCAAAUUGACAGUGGGCAUCAGGACAAAGAUGCUUUACUCAGGAUGCUGAUGGAGGCUGAGGUGAAUGGAGCAGCAGCUGCAAAGCAAGCCUCCGCCCUGCGAGAGUCCAUUUUCAAUCUGUGCGCUCCUGGUAGCAAUAAGCCAUUUGGCUCUGAGUCUUCAGCCUUGGCCUGUCAGAACGAGCUGCUGCUGCAGAAACUGGAGACAUUUGAGGUCACAAACCGAACACUGCGGAAGCUUCUCAGAGAGCAGCAUGAAUCUCAGGUACUAAAUAAUAUGUUUUCUUUCCUUUUACAGCAUCUUGUUGUUAAACUUCAAGAGAAAGACCGAGAGGUUAAUCGACUUGGCAAGCUCUUAGAUAAUGAAAAGGACAAUGCCAGGAGCACAGCUGUUUUUUCAAAAAGCCUGGAGUCAACACGAGCUCAUUUACAAGGACAGCUCCGGAGCAAAGACGCUGAGAACAGUCGCCUCACUGUGCAGAUAAAGAACCUGGAAAAAGCAGCCAAUCAGCAGAAGGUGGAGAUAAAACAUCUGACAGAUCAGCUGGUGACACUAAAGCAGCAGGCAGGCGCAGACCGAGAGGCUCUGAAACGAGCCGCACGGGCUCAAAAGCAGCGAGCUGAGCGCAGCGAGGACACUGCAGGCCAUCUCAGCAUCCAGCUGCUGGACAUGGUACGUCCUUCCACAGCGCAGACAUACCACCGUAUAGCAGAGCUGACUGAGCAGCUUCAUACUACUAAGGAUAAAGGCAGAGCAGAGAAAGAAGCACUGCUGGAUCGUCUCCGUGAAAUCACUGCAGAGAGUACUGCUGCCAAACUGGAGAACCAAUCCCUGAAGGCUACAGCGUCUGCAGUGGAGGAGAAGCUGUCCGUGUCUCAGUUAGAGCUUCAACAGGUCAAAGUUUCCAUCAGACAGUAUGAGGGCCUCCUAGACAGCUAUAAGAUGCAGUUGGAGAAAACCCAGGCUGAGGCAGAUGAGUACUGUGCUCGGCUGGCUCAAGCAGAGCAGAAGGCUCAGACGGUGCAGGGGGAGCUGGAGAAGGAGAUCGAUGAAGUGCGCAGGGAGCUUCUGGGACGGCUGGCAGAGUUGGAGCCUCUUCCUGAAGCCCUACAGCGCUCCCAGCUACAGCUGCAGGAAGCUCAGGAUAGGGAGUGCAGCCAGGAGAAACACAGCUUGGAGCUCAGCACAGCACUGACUGAUCUCCGCAUGAAGGUGGAGACCCAAGGCAGCCAGAUGGAGCUUCUUAGACAGAAGAAAAAGGUGCUGCUGGAGGAGAACACACAGCUUCAGCAGCGAGUAGAAAGUUUGGAAAGAAAGUUAAAGGAGGCCGGCAGUCAGAAUAGCGACCUGCUAGCAGUUAUUGCAAAACGGGAAGAGACCGUCCACAGCAAUGAGCUCCGUCUAAAAGAAAAAACAAGAGAAUGCUCAUUAUUGAGCCAUCGGCUGGAGGAGGCUCUGGAUGAUGCUCGCCAACAAAUGUCAGAGACCAAAGAACGUGUUGUCAACAAACAACGUUCCACCCAGUCCAAAAUACUGGACCUAGAAAACCAACUCAGCAGGACCACUGCAGAAAUUAAUCAAUUGAGACGGAGCAAAGAGCAGAUGGAGUGGCGGUACCAGAGCCAGCUGCAGGAUUUGAAGGAUCGCCUGGAGCAGUCAGACAGCACUAAUCGAAGCCUGCAAAACUAUGUCCAGUUCCUCAAAGGAUCCUAUGCUAGUGUGUUUGGAGACUUUUCCCACAGCAGCUCUCUGCAAGCCUCCUCACCCAGCUGAUUGUGUCUAUUCCAGAACAGUGGCAUGACUUAAGCCUGUCACCCCAGUUUAAAUAGCUCAGCUGUAAUAAAAUUUCCUACCGUAGAGCUCACA
This is a messenger RNA of Neolamprologus brichardi, 2558 nucleotides long. Lineage: Eukaryota; Metazoa; Chordata; Actinopteri; Cichliformes; Cichlidae. The record is from RefSeq and is a predicted model, not a curated record.